Molecule: messenger RNA, 3671 nt
Organism: Dunckerocampus dactyliophorus (ringed pipefish)
Lineage: Eukaryota; Metazoa; Chordata; Actinopteri; Syngnathiformes; Syngnathidae
Product: L-fucose kinase
Exons: 23
Coding region: 179-3508 (1109 amino acids)
Biological process (GO): GDP-L-fucose salvage
Molecular function (GO): fucokinase activity; ATP binding
Source: RefSeq, a predicted model, not a curated record
AAGCGCCAGUGGAAGAACUACGGAAGUCUGAGCAGUCCAAAAUCACCUAGAGGGUUUCAAAACGACGAGACCCCAGGAGUUGAAUUUGGUGUGUUUUAUAUGAAAGGGACGCCAACGACUGAAUAUGACGAUGCAAAUAUGCUGCUAACGGAAGUCUCGGCGCCUCCUCAGCUGAAAGAUGUCUGGCUUCACCUGGUCUGUGGUGGUCCUCACCUGUCAGCACAAAGACAGCGUGUACGCCUUCCAGAGAGAGCUGGAGUUAAGGCAGCAACGUGGUUCCGUGUCUCACAGUACCUUGGUUCUGACCGUACAGGACCACCAAGAGCCCUUGGGCAGUGGGGGAGCGACGCUCAACGCCCUGCUGGUGGCGGCCGAGCACCUGAGCAGCCGAGCGGGACACACUGUGGUGACGGCUGACGUGCUGGAUGACGCUCACAUCCUCAUUCUCCACACUGGUCGAGAUUUUCCUUGGAGUUCAUGCAGCCGAGCCUUCUCCUGGCUGCCGCUGGAGAAAACUGCUCAGAAGGUCCAGGCGCCGGUCUGCUGUCUGGACCUGCUGCUUGACUGCCUCACAAACCAGGUUUGUCCUGGUUCUCCUCCUGGUGUUUGGGUUUGCAGCACCGACAUGAUUCUCAGCAUCCCCCCACACUUUGUGGUGUCCUGGGACAACUUCUCAGGUGUACGCGCACUGGCGCUCCCUGGCAACGUGUCCUACGCUGUCAAUCAUGGAGUGUACUUGUGUGACCAGCAGGGUCACAUCAGGGACAUCAUCUACAAGGGAAGCAAGGAGCAGAUCCAGCAAGCGGUUAUGCAUGAUGGGAACGUGCCUCUGAGAGAUCAGGUGUCAGGUCCAGUCUUCUUCAGCAGGAUGGUAGCAGAGAAACUUCUACAAGCGCAUGUCACGCCUCCUCUGAACGGCUGCACCUACUUGGGCUUGGACUCGGGUGCUCCGCCCCUCCAGAUCUCGCUCUUCCUGGACGUGUUGAAGUGUCUUUGCUCGGAUCAGACCGAGGAGCAGUUCGUGGGCCAGGACAAAAAGGUCUGCACUUCUGCUGGCGAGCCACAGGGGGUGGUGGUGAGGAGCGGCAGGCUGGAGCUGUGGAGGAUCCUGAGAGGAACGCCUCUCAGCAUGGUGUACGUUCCAGGGGGUCGCUAUGAUUACAUGUGUCUGUCCGGGAAGCGACAUGUCAACCGGCUGACGUGUGACUGGACACAUGGACAUGCCCUUUCCCACAUCCAGUUGGACAGUAGCGUGAGCAAAGGAGGGCGGGUGAUCAACAGUGUUUUGGAGGGAGAUGUUGCCCUGGAGACGGGGGCAGUGGUGCAACACUGCCACCUGCAGGGUCCUCUGCACAUCCCGUCUGGUUGUUUACUAUCAGGUCUUGAGGCGUCCACGUCCUCCUGGAUUAGACAACUGGCGCCAGUCAAUGACAUCAUCAUCCAGGGACAUCGCAUUGAGCUCGGGGACUUGAAGCUGAAGGUCUACACAGUGAUGGGAGGAAUGGAUGACCUGGAGCUGUGCUGCGAUGAUAAUGAUUCCUCCUUCCUCAACGUGAAAUGGAGCGUCUUCUUCAGCAGGACAAGCGUACAGCCAGAGGACUUGUGGUUUCCGGGAAACCCACGCUCCCUCCUGGAGGCUCGCCUCUUCCCGGCUCUGCACCCCCGAGGAGGCCCUGUGGGCAUGGCGGGGGGCGUGGCCUGGCUCUUGGGCGGCGAGGGCUGCGUGCGCAGGUGGAGGGAGGCGUGGAGACUUUCAUUGAAGGAGGUGCUGUCACUCACCCACCAGGAGGCAGAGCUCCAGUGGAGGGAGCAAUUGCUCUUCCUGGCAGGAAGGAGGCGGGUGACUGAUGCCCUGACCAGUCGGAGUGAUGCCUGCCUGCUGCCUUGCUUCAGGGCGGCCGUGAUGGGUGGGCAGGAGGGGGCGCUGCUGGACACGCUGGACAACAUCGCAGCAGGAAGAGCUGAAGAGGACACGGCGGCAGGAGCCCAGCUGGGUGUGGCAGCUCGUUGCCUUUCCUGCAUUGCCGAUGUGCUGGUGUGCAUGGCCGAGGGCGUGGCGGGGCUCAGGAGCGGGCCAGCGGCUAACAAGGCCUGGAGCUCUGCCUACUUCCUGCUGGAAAAAGGUGAUCUAAUGGGCGGAGUUAAAGCCCUGGCUACUCAGAGAGGUCAUUGGCUCAGCAGGCCGGACCUGCUUGUGCGAGCGGCACGGCACUAUGAAGGUGCGGCCCAGGUGCUGCUGCGUCAAGCUGUGAUGUCAUCGCAGAAGUUCAUCUCCAUUGGCCAGAGUGAAGUCCCACUUCUUGAGCUGUGGCACGAAGUGGAGUGUCCUGCUCGAUUGGACCUCGCUGGCGGCUGGAGUGACACUCCCCCCAUUGCUUUUGAGCAUGGCGGUUCUGUGACCAACGUGGCCGUGAAGGUUGAUGGCAGGCGUCCGAUUGGUGCUCGGGCUCGUCGCAUCAAAGAGCCUUGCCUCCUGCUGGUCAGCCACACCGGGGGGCGGGACUCUGGUGUUUCCACCGAGACAGUGUGCGCAAGCCUUGAUGACCUGAAGGACUACUGUCAGCCGCAUGCACCCGGUACACCCUACAUAUAUGUCCAGGAAUACCGUCAGCCAAUCAGAUCUCAGACGGGUCAUGUGAUUGCCUUGCUUUGUGCGGCAGGAGCGCUGCUGAAGGCCGUGUGCGUGUGUAGUCGUCUGGUGUCGCUCUCCUCCCAGCAUUCUCUAGGCCAUCAGCUGCUUCAGCGGUGGGGUGGAGGGAUGGAGCUUCACAGCUGGUCGGCACUGCCCACUGGCUCGGGACUUGGUACCAGCAGCAUCCUGGCAGGGGCGCUGUUGGCCGCCGUCUACAGAUGCACGGGUCAAACAUACGACAGCAACGCGCUCAUCCAUGGCGUCCUGCACCUGGAGCAAGUCCUCACCACAGGCGGGGGCUGGCAGGACCAGGUGGGUGGUCUGGUAGGGGGACUGAAAGUGGGCCGGUCCAAAGCCAAUCUGCCACUUCACGUGCACGUACAGCCUCUGUGCCCACCGGAAGACUUCCUGCUGUCUCUGGAGCAGCGACUCCUGCUGGUGUACACUGGAAAGACUCGGCUGGCUCGCAACCUGCUGCAGGACGUCGUGCGCAGCUGGUACAGCCGUCUUCCUGCAAUGGUCCACAAUGCUCAACAGCUGGUGUCCAACUCAGAGGAAUGUGCUCGAGCUUGCUUAGAUGGUUCCUUGUCAAGACUGGGUUACUGCUUGGACCGCUCGUGGCACCACAAGAAGCUGAUGGCGCCCGGCUGUGAACCAGCGUCGGUUCGUGUCAUGAUGGACGCCCUGCGUCCGCUGGUCAUAGGUCAGAGCCUGGUCGGCGCAGGGGGAGGCGGCUUCCUCUGCCUGUUGACCCGCCAACCUCGACAGCAGCAAGCGGUGCUUGAGGUUCUCAACAACAUACCAGGUCUGGGAAACUUCAGUGUUCAUACAGUGGAGCUGGACAUGGAUGGCAUCACAGUACUAACAUCCACCUGAACACACACGGGCAAUUAUGAUUGUGCCCCAAGAACUCUGCCUAGCAACAAGUGGCCAGGCAAAAACAUAAUGGAAAAAAAUAUGACAAUUUAAUGUUUCAUUAUGAAUUACAGAAUAGUUAUUUAUAUAAUUCAUAAUGCAAUUGUAAUAAUAAAAAAACUGA